Messenger RNA from Rubroshorea leprosula, 1593 nucleotides. Lineage: Eukaryota; Viridiplantae; Streptophyta; Magnoliopsida; Malvales; Dipterocarpaceae. The record is from the annotation of a GenBank genome assembly.
ACACUAACAAACCGUCCCAUCUGUUUUUGCCUUCUUUCUGAUAAAAACAAAAUGCUGAACAUAGAUUGCUGCCUCACUCUCAUUGUAGCGUUUUCUUUCAUAUGGGCACUGAAGAAGGUAAUCGGAGGGCAUGCCAAGUUGCCACCUGGCCCCCGUGGGUUGCCUUUGGUCGGCUACCUUCCGUUUCUUGGCCAUAAUCUCCACCAUCUGUUCAUGGAAUUGGCCGGCGUUUAUGGUCCAAUUUACAAGUUAUCACUGGGAAAUAAACUCUGUGUCAUAAUAAACUCCCCAUCCUUGGCGAGGGAAGUUGUCCGCGAACAUGACACCACGUUUGCGAAUCGCAACCCGAAUAGAGCGGCGUUGGUUUUCUCCUAUGGAGGAAACGACAUUGCAUUUUCGCCAUAUGGUCCCAAAUGGCAAUUUCUGCGCAAGAUUUUGGUGCGGAAGAUGCUGAGUAAAGCGAAUCUUGAUAACUUUUAUGCGCUACGAAGAAAUGUCAUGCUUAAAAUGUUGAAGGAAGUGUACAGAAAGAGUUGUGAGGAUGUGGCUAUUAACGUCGGAGAAUUGGCAUUUGUAACAGUGAUCGACAUGAUAUCGAGCAUGUUUUGGGGUGGCACACUGGAGGAAGAGAAGGGGAAUAGUGUUGCAGUGGAAUUUCGCACUGUGGCAUCGCAGCUGGUUGAUAUAAUGGGAAAACCGAACGUCUCAGAUUUUUUUCCUGUGAUUGCCAAACUUGACUUGCAAGGAAUUGAAAGGAAAAUAAAGAAAGUCCGCAGAGAAAUGGAUAACAUAUACAAUUUGGUCAUAGAGAGAGCAAGAGAAGGACUAAAACAAUCUGCAAGGAAGGAUUUUUUGCAGUUCCUCUUAAAGUAUAGAGAUGAAGACACAGGAAAGUCCAUUUCUGUAGCAGAAAUCAAGGCCAUGCUUAUGGACAUUGUGGUGGGCGGAACAGACACAACAUCAACAAUGGUCGAAUGGACCAUGGCAGAGCUGAUACUACAUCCUGAAGUAAUGCAAAAGGCACAAGAAGAAUUAGCUGAAGUGGUGGGACUCAACAACAGUGUCGAAGAGUCUCAUGUCCAAAGAUUGCCAUAUCUACACGCAGUCGCCAAGGAGACCCUAAGAUUGCAUCCUGCAGCGCCACUGUUGCUACCGCGUUGCCCAACCCGUUCUUGCACGGUCGGUGGUUACACUAUACCCGAAGGUACCAAAGUUUUCUUGAAUGUCUGGGCCAUGCACAGAGACCCUGAGUUUUGGGACAAUCCAUCUGAAUUUCGUCCGGAGAGAUUCAUAUUGAACGAUGCUAAUGGUAAGAAAUUGGACUUUUCUGGGAACAACUUCGAAUACCUUCCGUUUGGGUCGGGUCGUAGGAUCUGUGCGGGGCUUGUUUUAGGGGAGCGGAUGUUGAUGUACGUUUUGGCUUCGUUACUGCAUUCAUUCGAGUGGAAAGUGGCCGAAGGGAGCGAACCCGAUACUACGGAAAAGUUGGGCAUCGUUUUGGAGAAAGCCAGGCCUCUUUUUGCUGUUCCACAGCUUAGAUUGGCUAACUUGGAAGCUUACGGGGAAUGAGUUGCCCGAUCUCCUAUGGUGCUU